This is a messenger RNA of Argiope bruennichi, 2090 nucleotides long. RefSeq names its product retinaldehyde-binding protein 1-like. The transcript has 6 exons. Gene Ontology annotation, molecular function: phosphatidylinositol bisphosphate binding. Gene Ontology annotation, cellular component: membrane. The record is from RefSeq and is a predicted model, not a curated record. Bases 225 to 1118 code for a protein of 297 amino acids. Lineage: Eukaryota; Metazoa; Arthropoda; Arachnida; Araneae; Araneidae.
GACGACCUUCAACUGUACAGAACAUUAGCGUUUACCCAUUUCCCACUGUUUGCUACGCAAUGUAUUUGAAUGUUUUCCUUCUCUUCGAUUCCAAACAAGAAGGGGUUCAUUUUAGUCCUGGGGCUAAUGAAUGUUGAGUCCUGAAGAGCUAAAGAAGACGCUAAUUGGAAUUCUGUGAUGACUCUAAACCUAAGCUGAAAACUCCUAUUUAUAAACAGUAAAGCAUGUCGCUGCAAGGAAGGGAAGCAUGCUUCUUGCCUCUCGUUCUCGAUGAGUUGCCAGACAGUUUGAAAGAGAAAGCGAAGAUAGAGCUCUGUGAAACAGAAGAAGCAGUAAGAGAUGGAUUACAAAAGAUGAAAAAAUUAAUUAAAGAAAAAAGCGUCCUAACAUGUACUGAUGAUAAUUUCCUCAUGAUGUUCCUCCGCUCCAAGAAAUUUAACGUUUCGAAAGCAUUCGAGCAGCUAAAAAGCUAUUCAUACCAGAGACACGUUUGGAUGAAUUACUAUGGAUUCAUUUUCGCCGAUAAAGUUAUGCCAGCUAUAUACAACAAUAUCUGCGGAAUCUUGCCCAAGAGAGAUCAGGAAGGAAGGGCAAUUAUCUUCUUUAGAGCAUGUAAAUAUUCUCCAGAUAUCUGUGAACCAGAUAAUGUCUUACGGGCCUUGCAACUUCUUAUUCAUUUUGCGCUGAAGUUCCCGGCUACACAAGUGAGCGGUGUUGCUCUAAUAUCUGAUGCCAAAGUUGAAUCUCUCCAUACAUUGCAACUGGCGUUCCGGUACGUGAAGGUUUCUCUGCCAAGUUUGCAUGCACUUCCUGCGAGGUUUCAAAGCGUUAACAUCAUCAAUACGAAUGUGUUCGUACGUACAUGUUUUGCCAUCGUUCGCCAUCUAAUCCCUUCCAAAUUGGUCGGUAGAGUGACGUUUCAUGGCAGUAAUGAAAAUGCUCUAUUGGAGGAUUUCGAUGCAUCCUUAUUGCCGACAGAGUUUGGUGGAACUAUGGGAUCUCUCGAAAAUGUCCCCAAGGACUACUAUAUUAAGAAAGUGGAAGAAUUUAUACCUAUCCUGCAUGCAUCAAAUCAUUAUUUUAAGAGAAAAGAUACUGUUCCUUUUCCGGAUAGUUGAAAAAUUAUAAACUUUAUUCAUUAUUAUUAUUUUUUCUUUAUUUUUUAUUGUUGUUGUUUUUGUUUCCAUUCAUUCCUAUUGAAGAAAUGGUAUUUACUGCAUAGAAAUCUGUUAUUCUUUCAAGCUGUUUUCGAAAUUAAACUGAAAUGUCCUUGAAUCAUUGAAUUCAAAUUUAUUCUGCGUUUGACACUGCUAUGCUAAGUAAUUUAUUGUUAAUCAUUUUUAUUCAACUUCUAUUCAUUUGUAUAAAUGUCAUAUUAAUAGAAAUGGAAGUUUGUAACCGAUUUUCUUGUCAUUUUCUGAUUAUAUCAAAUUCUAUACAAUUUUAUGUUUCCCAUUAGUGUAAUUCGUUAAUCGUUUUAGAUAUUAUUUAUGAAUUGUAACGGCUUACUUUCAAUUGGAUUUUAGUGUCUUACAAGUGACGCCAUCUAGUAGUACGUUUGAGGAACUACUAGAACUACUGUGAUAUAACCAUUGCAAUAAUAAAAUAAUUAGUUUAUACGAUGCAAAUCUUUAAUUAUUCGUCAUUAUCUCCUGUUAUCAUAUUCAUAAAUUUUCUUCCUCAAUCAUUAUUUUUCCAUUUCUUUAAAGGAAAAAAAAACUAAAAUAGCAUAAGAAGUAGCAUCUUUACCCACCUAAUUAAUCCUAAUUGAAGUGAUGAUGAAGAGAAGAUUUAAGAAUACAGCAAAGUUAAUUCAUCUUUUUUUAAAGACGCAACAUACAUCACUAGAAAACAUUUUUAUAAAUUUUACUUUGCUUAAAAUACCUGCUAAUAUUCAUUGAAAACUUCUGUCGAAGAAAUAUCAUUUUCCCAUACAUUUUAGUUCCCCCCCCCUCGCCCCCCACAUACAAUUUGCAAUCUGACAUUUUUUGAUUUCAAUGCAGUUUCAUAAUGCAAUAUUUAUGUAUAUUUAUUUGUUAUAUUUAUACGAAACUUCAUUAAAAUCAAAUAAAAAAAAUUCUUCCAAAAAA